ACUGUAAGUUGCAGUUUCUGAGAGUUGUGACGGGAUUAACGUUACUCAGUUCUCUGACUCUGUUCUCGUUCUUACCAUAGGUAUAGAACCUACACAUAACAUUUGUUAUGUGGUCUUCAAGGUUGGCUGUCUGGCUUCUAGUCUUGUACUUGGGCUCGGUCCAGUCAAGACAACGAGAAGUUAAUAACUUCCAUGAAAUUCAAGAUGAUCAUUUCCUGAGCUUAGAUUUUGAAGAUGAAAAUCCUAUUAAGUUCGGAGAAAAAAACCCGUGUGAUUCUAUUAUAUGUGGAAAAGGUCGGCAAUGUGAGGUGAACGAAGUGGGCCAAGCUGUCUGUAUUUGUCAGCUGUACUGUAAACACCAUAAAAAACCGGUUUGUGGUACAGAUGGCAAUUUCUACACUAGUCAUUGUGAACUACAUCGAGCAGCAUGUCUAGCAAGAAAAACCAUCCGCAUUGAUCGCAAGAGAGGAUGUUUGAAGAAAAAGGAACCCCAGGAGACAACAACAGAAUCCCAGAAAUAUAUCCAUACCACAACUGAAUGGAAGAGAACUGAUAAUCCUGUAUUAUGGACUAACCUAGCAAAACCAGAAGUGGAAGCUUUAACUACCACUUCCAAACCAGAGCAUGGAACAACUCCUAGGGAAUGUAGUCAAGAAGAAUAUGACUUUAUGAAAGAAAAUCUUUUGUUAUUUAACAAUGCAGAACUAAUGAAUAACAAAAAAUCUGGCAAUGAAUAUCUUGUCAGCAUUAUGUUUUCUCAUUAUGACCAAAACAACAAUGGAUUAUUAGAAGCGGAAGAGUUAUGGCAAGCUGGAGAACAUGAUCACUUGGGUCAGCUAUCUACAGCAUGCAUACUGGCAGAUAUGUUACUUUUUGAUGAUCCCAAUCAAGAUGGAAAAUUAAACAUCAAUGAGUUUUAUAUUGCCUUUAGUAAGUUAUACAGUGUCUCUGUUGUUUCUUUGGAUAAAUCUCUUGAAAUAAACCAUGUCAUGGCAUCUGUUGGGGAUAAUGUAGAGAUAAAAUGUGAUGUUAGUGGAACCCCACCUCCACCUAUUGUGUGGCGAAGGAAUGACCUUGACCUCUCACUUUUGAAUGAAGAAGAGAUAAAGGUAUUUGUGGAUGGCUCUCUCUAUUUGACCAAUGUCCAGCUUGUGCAUGGAGGAAAUUACAUAUGCCAUGCCCAGAGGAACAGGGAUGUUUAUCAGACCCAUGUCCUACAUGUCCACACUCUACCCGAGGUUCAUGUCAUUCCUAAACUUCAGUCAAGAGCCCCUGGAGAGUUGGCUGAAAUGGAGUGUCAUGUAACUGGUGUGCCCACUCCAAAUGUCUCCUGGCUAAAGAAUGAUGAUGAACUGAAAGUUGGAGCAGAGAAAUACACAGUUGUUGGUAAUGGAACAGCACUCACAGUAGGUAAGAUAACAUACAGUGAUACUGGUGCUUACAUGUGUGUAGCCUCCAACCCAGCAGGAUCCAUGAGAGAUAUUAGUUCCCUUGUUGUUCAAGAUCAACCCACUCCAACUGCUCCAUCUGAAGAAAGACGUUUUUUUGCCUUCCAUGACUGGGGAGUGUCUGUAUAUGACCCAGACAACUGCCGACUUUACCACCAGAUCCAGAGUACUGACAUUAUUCCUGGUACCCAGGAAUACGUGUGUGGUGAUAGGGGCAUCAACUGCUCAUGGGGAAAUGCUGUUAAUGUGGCUGAUCGCUAUGUGUAUGUUUCUCAACCAAAGAAGGAUAGAGUUCUAAUUAUUUCUAGGGUCCAAAUGGUGGUUGUAGAUGUUGUUGUCACAGAUAAGUAUCCCGUUGAUUUACACUAUGCUCCUCAUCUCGAUCAAGUUUGGUUAACCUGUUGGCGUAGUGCAGAGGACCAAGGUACUAAAACAAUUCAGAUUAUUCGCGAUGCCAGUCAGAAGAGGAAACACCACACAGUCCAUCCAGAACCUGUUGAUGGGCACUUUGACUUGGUAAGCGAGUUGUUCAUCCCUCUAAGCCAAGAUCUCCGACAUCCAUGGAAGUAUGGUUAUGUUGUGCACACUAACCAGCGAGGGAUGUACAAGUUGCACUUGCAAGGAAUGAAGUAUGUGAAAACUGUGGAUCUGACACCCUACAACUGUGCACCUCAUAAUGCAGCUUUUGCUGCUGUUGGAGGAUAUGUUAUCAUAGAGUGCAUUGAACCUAUCACCCAUCGACCCACUGGACAGCUUGUCUUGGACUAUCUCACAGAUACAGUUGUGUCCCACAAGACUAAUCUCUUUGGUCACCCUCACAUUUCUCCAGACUCUCGCUAUAUUGUGACAAUAGAAAGGACUAAUUCCAGUGUCAUAAUUGUUGCCCAAGAAGUAACAGAAGAAGGCCUACAGUUUCUCUUUGAUGUGAAGACAACUCUACAGAUCAGUGACAUCACCUAUUUUCCUUCUCAUACCACCCACAGUUAUGACCUGUAUGCCAGCUCUUCCAAUAAGGAAGAUAUCCUUUUUGUUGACCUUGCCAAUGGUAAAGUGGAAAUGAUCACUGGUAUUGGACGAGCAAUGGAUCCGGAGGUGGCAGAGUGGAAAAAUACAAACCGGCCAAUGUCUAGUGCAGGAAUCUUUGGCACUUAUAUGGUGACUACUGCAAAUGAAGCGAUCUUUGUAGUGAAUGGUAAAACAAGAACUGUCAACUGUGAAAUCGGAAGCAUUGUCCAUCCUCGAAUGAUGGUUUGGGUGAAAUCACCCUAAAAUCUUUGCUUAUGGAAGGCUUGUUUUUUAUGUUUGCUCAGUUAAACUAAGGCACACCAUUAACUAUACUUACAUAUGAUAUUGUGGCCUGCCUAUCCACUUCAUCUAGUAAGAUUUCUGGAAAAAAGAUUUUGUGCAAAAAUCCUUAAAAUCUUUCUUAAGUAAGAUAAAUUAGCAAAUCAGAGUAAGUAUUUUCUGGCUUUCAUGGUUUGUGUAACUUGCAAACACAUAUUUAAUAGCGAAAUCAAUAAGUAUAUAUAAAUUGAGCUGAUCUUUUCUCGUAACUAUAAAUUAGCUUUCAAAAGCAUGUUACACACUUGCAGUUAAAUACUUAAGUAAUUGAACCACUUAACUGAAAAUUCUCCAUUUUUCGAGUUGCUAUAGAAUCCAACAAUUUUUUCUUGGAUUUAUAGCUCAGAUUAUACAAUUUUUAAUCAGUAUUUUAUGAGUAGCACUGUACAAAUAUUAGGAUCCAUUUCAAUUUUUUCAUGAGAUAAAAAUUCUAGUCUGUGAUUUGUAGUGUAUAAAAAAAAGCUGUAUAUUAUUAUUUGGUUAUUAAACAUGUGCUUCUUUUUAUGUUGAAUUAUAUAAAUCCAAAAAUUGAAAGUCCAUGUUUUGAGUAGAAACAUGGCUGAUCAAUUGUGCUUUUUUGCAACAACUUCCAAAUCUUUAAACAAACAGCUUUUGCUUAGAUUUUAGUGAUCAUAUGGUUCAAAAGAUUACCUUGCAAAUGCUUCUGGACUGUCUAAAAGGUUUUCAUUGUGAAAGCAAUCUACUUAACAAAUAAGAUAGUGAUAGAUUUUUCCAUUUAAAAUUAGAUCUGACCUUUAUUAAAGUACGUGUGCUAGCUUGUGCCAUUUGUAUAUCCAUAUAAUGAUACCUACAUUCCAGGUAAAGGAAGUCAAAAGCAUGUAAAUUUUUUGGAGUGGCUACUACUAUACUCAUUUCACAGUAAACUGUGUCCAAUUUGUGUAUGCUAAAGUUUGUGCUUUGACAGUUAAAAGCCAUAUGUCAUUUGUAAUAUUUUUUUCUGUAGCUUAACCAUUGGAACUUAUUCACAAAUGAAGAAAUCUUCUUGUGGUAUUGCUGUAAAUGAUGAUGUAUACACACUUGGAAUAAGUUAUGUUCGAGAACCCUUUGUGGGUUCUAUGCCCAGUUAAAGGUCACAACAUUGUUUUCUAUUUAUAUGUAUUAUUAUGUAGAAGGAAUGACCUGUGUGAAACAAUGCAUUAGUAUAUAUAUUAAAAUGAAUCAGUAGCCUGGAAUGACACGAAGCCAGUAUAUGAACCUCAAUAGGAUCUGGAAUGAUUUCUACAGUGAAUUAUGUCAAACGUUUUCUAAAUAUAAUUAAUAAUAAUAAUAGAUAAAAUAUGGAUUACUUUAAACUGAAGUUUCAUAUAUUUAGACUUUUCACUAAAUGAGCCUGACUGUUUAAUUAUUCCUAGCAAACCUUUAGGCCAAUAAAAGCACUUGUGUUACUCGUACUUUAAUAUUCAGAUAUACCUGCUAUUUCCUAAAAAUUUGUAAACUCAAUCAUAUACUGGAAAAAAAAAUUUUGGAUAUGAAGAUGUCUUAUUUUUUUCAAAUAAUAUUUCAAACAAGUUUAUCCCAGAGUCAUCAUUUCACCAAAACCAUAGGGGUUUGAAGACCAUCAAUAAAAACAUAAUCUGAAACCAAAACUAACAUUUCUGUCCCUAAAACCAAAAAUAACAAAAUAAUUGGUCAAUCAGAAUUUAUCAUACUGUAAUGUGACUGAAAACUUUCAACAAAAAAAAUAUAUAUAUAGCAAUAUAAAAAGUCAUUUCAGUAAAUUUUCCAGUGAUGCAAUUCAACUACAUUAAACUUGUUAUAUUUAAAGAAACUUUUAUCAUUAGAAAAAUGCAUGGAUAUUGAUGGCAGUGAAAAACCUAACAAGUAAUAAAAAUUAAUCGUGUCUCUAUGUGUUCUUUAAUUUUAUUUGUGUUUUAUUAUAAAUGUGGAAUAUUUAAUUUACUAUUUACCAAAGUUCACUGGCUAUUCAAAAUGGUACUCUAUGUUUAAAAUAUGUCUAUGCUGUCAGUCAAUAAAAUAGCCAUACAUUUCAGAUUAUCUUGUAAAGGUUGUAGCAUAAGAAAGAAGCUCUAAUGGCUGAAAAAUGUAAUAAAUUAAAACUCAUGAUAUUUAGAACUGCUAAGGUAGAUGUUAAACAGUUAAUAACCAAAAUAUUAAAAAAUUAGUCAAAGCACAGUAUCUGUAAAUGCUAAUAUUUUGAUCCAGGUUGUUUUUUUGUUGUGGUUAUUAUCCCUGCCAAAAAGCCAGCUAUGACAGGCAGCUACAGCAUAGGAGCUGUAAAUGAUGUUCCUGAUAAAAUCUUAUGAGCAUGUGAUCAUCUAAAGAUAAUGCUGCAAAAAAAAAAGAAUGAAUUUUAUCAGAUUAAAACACAUUUUUGUCACUAAUAUUAUUUCAUCAACUUACAAAUUCACAUUUCUGGUUUUUCCAAGAUGUUUAGAUUAAACCAAAACUUUAUCUCAAAUACAAUAAUUCAAGCUAUUUAAGAGCUAAAAUACACUUUUAUAAUUAGUUCUUUUGGCUGUCAUAAUGCCAUAUGUGUGUCAAUGCUGUUUCGCCAAAGAAGUUAUGGUGUAUGUAUAUGUACAGAAAAAAAAAAAAUAGCCAAGUUGUAUAAAGCCUGGAGUUUAAUUUUUGAUUUGUCACAAAAUCAAAAUUUUCUCUCUAUCUUUGCUUCCUAUAUGGCCUUUCUGUAAUGACAUAAGAAAAUAUUGUCAAAUGGGCAAUUUCCUUGCUUUCUUGUUUAGCCUAUAGAACUAUUAACAUCCUUAAACAGUCUGUCAUACAUGUUAAAUAUAAUUCUAAUAUUUACAAUAAUUUUUUUGAAAAAUUUUACAUCUUAUAUAACUGAUUUUCUGACUAAGUAGGAAAUAUUGAUUUCUUCUGAUUGCUAGAAACUUAAUUGAUGGUUAAAGCAAAAGUAUGCAUUAAAGAUAAGUUUUGCUGAAUACGUACAUUCCAAUUUUGGUAGAAUUCGUAUGAUGUUAUUUUACUGUACUUUUUUGACAACCAAUGAUAAUGUUAAGAUUACCUUAAAAAUUAUGGGCUAAUUAGAUCAAUACUUGUUAGUGUUUUAAUUGUGCUUAGCUAACUUUUAUAAAGUAAUUUUGUUUUUAUUUCUGAUGGGCUAAGUUUAUUUAAAAAAAUUAAUGAUACAUUGAAUGAUGCAUAGUGUUUUUAAGCAUUAAUAUCACUGUAUAAUAUGUGUCAGUUUCUAACUCAAGCCAUACAUAUUAUUGAUAAGCUAUCAAUUCAAUCAGGUAACUAGCAUUAAUAAUUUAACAUUAAUGAAGCAUGAAAUGCCUAAUGCUUCCAUACGUUUUGUUUCUCACCACCAAAAAAUACAUACAAGACUGUUGUAUAUUUAAUUCCUGUUUAAAAUACAUUGCAUAUAUAUAUAUAUAUAUAUAUAUAGCAAACAUUUUGUCAUACUUAAGUAUUGGAGAACUGAAGAGGAAUGUAUCUGGUAUAUGUUAAUUUAUGAAAAAAAAAAUCGAUGUAUAAUUUAAUAAUACUCAUUAUUCCAACAGGAUUGCUUAAUGGUGAAUUCAAGUGGCUUUAUAUUAAUAUGUACAUUUUAUGCAUGUAGUCAUUAGAAACAAUUUUAGUUUAGCCCAGUCUUAUUAUGUUUACACUAUAUAAUAAAAAUAGUUGAUUUUAAAGUAUAUAAACAAAAUACACACAGCUAAAACCUGUUUGUCACUUAGAAGUUGAAUCUUAUUAGUAGAAAGGUUCCAUUUCAUAAUCACAUGUUAAGUUUCAUAUGGAAAAAACAGUAAUAACACAUCAGCAUAAUAAUGCACUAAUGAUUAAAGAAUUAACACAAUAUAGACAUCUGUAUGUUUUGUUAAUUCUUUAAUAAUUUAUGAAUUAACACAAAGUACUAGUACUUUAAAAAUUUCAUUCAUUCCACAUUUUAUUUUUAUUUUAUAAGCGAUUAAAUAUUGAUGAUGGAGUUAACAUAAAUUGUAAAUGUAUAGAAAUUCAAUAGCUACUGAUUGACCUUCAGUGUUUCUUUAAAAACACUUGUGUGAUGUUAUUUAAAUUUCAUAAAAAGGUUUCCUUCUUCACUUUCA
Molecule: messenger RNA, 6841 nt
Organism: Limulus polyphemus (Atlantic horseshoe crab)
Lineage: Eukaryota; Metazoa; Arthropoda; Merostomata; Xiphosura; Limulidae
Product: follistatin-related protein 5-like
Exons: 15
Coding region: 108-2717 (869 amino acids)
Biological process (GO): multicellular organism development; regulation of BMP signaling pathway; cell differentiation
Molecular function (GO): protein binding; calcium ion binding
Source: RefSeq, a predicted model, not a curated record